AUGCGCACCACGCGGGUGCAGAACCUCUGCGAGUUGGCCGCCUCAGCCUGCGCCUCCGGCCUCGACGAGGCGCGCCGACGCGAGAUCUCUCUGCUGAUGGACGCGGUGGCCGCAGCUGACCUCGGCCUUCCUGACACCGCACCGGCAGCCGGCAGCGUGAGCGCCGGCAGCACCAUCAUCACUCAGACGGUGUACGCGUCGGACGCGUUCGAGCUGGUGGUGUUCCUCUUCCCACGUGGCGUCCGGCUGCCGCUGCACGACCACCGCGAGACGAUCCUCACGCCAGAGUCGCCCACCUUUGCCCUGCGGCCAGACUUUGCAAACAUUCACUCCUUUGAGGCACUCGCAGACACCGCCGUGCUCGACCUGCAGCUGCCCCCAUACGACGACCGCAAAGGCCGCGACUGCCACUACUUUGCCUCGGAGGGCGAGGCGGCUCCCGCCUUGGCCGAGGCCGCGGCGGGCGGGGACAGUGCGAGGGGCGGCGGGAGCGAAGGUAUCUGCUGCGCCGAGACGCUGCGCGUCAUAAGCCCGGAGUUAGACAUCCGAGCUGGCGCCUACCGAGGGCCGAGGCCAAGGCUGGCCCGCUGA
Molecule: messenger RNA, 591 nt
Organism: Emiliania huxleyi CCMP1516
Lineage: Eukaryota; Haptophyta; Isochrysidales; Noelaerhabdaceae
Exons: 3
Coding region: 1-591 (196 amino acids)
Molecular function (GO): oxidoreductase activity, acting on single donors with incorporation of molecular oxygen, incorporation of two atoms of oxygen
Source: RefSeq, a predicted model, not a curated record